Oryza brachyantha (malo sina) is the source of this 1219-nucleotide messenger RNA. Its product is annotated as H/ACA ribonucleoprotein complex subunit GAR1. Lineage: Eukaryota; Viridiplantae; Streptophyta; Magnoliopsida; Poales; Poaceae. Bases 129 to 935 code for a protein of 268 amino acids. The record is from RefSeq and is a predicted model, not a curated record. Gene Ontology annotation, molecular function: RNA binding. The transcript has 9 exons.
CCCGCACCGCCGGUUUCCCUCCCCCGCCACCGCCACCGCCGCAGCAUCGACGACGAGGUAUCCAGCCCACCCGCCUCGCCCCGGCCCGCAGAGAGACGCCGCCCCGCCGCGCAGCAGCUGAGGAGAGGAUGGAUCGGUACCAGAGGGUGGAGAAGCCGAGGGAGGAGGCGCCCAUCAAGGAGAACGAGAUCCGCAUCACGACGCAGGGGAGGAUGCGCAACUACAUCACCUACGCGACCACCUUGCUCCAGGAUAAAGGUUCUGAUGAAGUUGUAUUCAAGGCAAUGGGGAGGGCAAUCAACAAAACUGUGAUGAUUGCAGAGCUGAUUAAGAGAAGAAUUGUUGGUCUCCACCAAAACACCACCACUGGAUCUACUGAUAUCACUGAUAUGUGGGAGCCACUGGAGGAAGGCUUACUCCCACUUGAGACAACAAGGCAUGUAUCCAUGAUAACUAUAACUCUCUCAAAGAAGGAGCUGGACACAUCCUCUAUUGGAUAUCAAUCUCCGUUGCCUGCUGACAAAGUUAAGCCUUUGGUUGAAUAUGACAACGAAGAAGAUGUUCCCUCACCUGCUGGCCGAGGGAGAGGCCGUGGUGGUCGAGGUCGUGGAAGGGGAAGAGGCAGAAGCGCACGUGGAAAUGGUUAUACCGACUAUGCUGAUGGUGGAUGGGAGGAUGACCAUGCUCCUGCAUAUGCGGGCAAUGGGUACACGCGUGGAAGAGGCCGUGGUUUUAGGGGCCGUGGCAGGAGAGGUGGUGGCUAUGGUGUGCAGCCUGAUUAUCAGCAAGAUGAAGGAUACUUCGAUGAAGCACCAGUUCACGCGCCUCCCCGAGGCCGUGGUCGUGGUCGAGGGCGUGGGAGAGGCCCAGUGCGAGGCAGAGGACGUGGUGGCAACGUCAACGGUGUUAUGCAUGCUACUGCAGUUGGCGCAUAAGCUGUCUGCUGCUAUUCCACAGCUGUUGUUUGUUGGAUGCCUGCUCCAAGUAUGAAGAUGUAUCAUCUGUGUUGUUUAUGGGUUAACACCAUACUCUGUAUAAGCUUGACAUUCUGUCAGAAUGCUGCCGGAUUUUGAUUUUAACUAGGUUUGUAGGAUAGUGUCCCUAUAACGCUUGUUUUUCUUCCAGUAGAUGUUGCAAACUAAUUGUAGUGUUCAGUUGGUAAAGGUUUAGAGCAGUGCAUUCUUUCAAUUUUUAUAUAAACCAAAGUCUUGUUGCCAUC